This is a messenger RNA of Strongylocentrotus purpuratus (purple sea urchin), 5316 nucleotides long. RefSeq lists its product as uncharacterized. Lineage: Eukaryota; Metazoa; Echinodermata; Echinoidea; Camarodonta; Strongylocentrotidae. The transcript has 2 exons. Gene Ontology annotation, biological process: DNA integration. The record is from RefSeq and is a predicted model, not a curated record. The coding region runs from base 1 to 5316 and encodes 1771 amino acids. Gene Ontology annotation, molecular function: zinc ion binding; nucleic acid binding.
AUGUCUUCUUCUAGACAACCAUCAAUUCGGUUGGCGCACUCAACACAAUCACGACUCUCGAGGACAUCUUCCAGAUCGUCACGACGAGUUGCAGUCGCAGCAGAAGCCGCUGCAUUACAAGAAGAGCUUACAGCCCAGAAGCUUCAAAAUGAACGGGAAAAGGAGCUCGAAAGAAUGGAACUUGAGGAAGAAAUGAGGAGGAAGCAAGUAGUUUUCAAAAUGUCCGAGCUGAAAAGACAACUAGAAGAGGAAAGACUACAAGGCAAGCUCAAGGCACAAGAAGCAAUUAUGAGAGUCUACGAUGAAGAAGAUGGAACCAGCACAGCCUCUUCUUCAUCCUCGCGUGGAGGUAAAACUGUUGUCAAAAAGAUCGAAGAUCAGCCAAAUCCAACUGAUGUGAUCCCAAGGGCAUCUCCCAAGUUAGAAAGCAAAUUGAUUGAUGAACCAGCCUCCAUCGUGUCACAGCAAGCGCAAGUAGUGCUUGAUCCCCAAGCUCCGAUGUUCCAGCCAAGAUCACCAGUUUUAGAUCUCGCUGAUGCCUUGGCUCAGAGUCGUCUACCCGUUCCGGAGCCGCCAAUAUUCACUGGAGACCCACUCCAAUAUCCAGAUUGGGUGUCGGCUUUCACUACUCUGGUAGAGCGAAGAGGCAUCCCUCCUGGUGAAAAAAUUCACUACCUUCGAAGGUAUCUUGGUGGUCCAGCAAAGGAGGCAGUCAGUGGCUACUUUCUCCUGAGGUCAGAAAAUGCAUUUGAGCAAGCAAAGAGCACCCUUCAAAAGAGGUUUGGCAAUCCAUUUGCUAUUGCUGAAGCCUUUCGGACAAAGUUGGAUGUGUGGCCCAAGAUAACCAGCAAGGAUCACAAUGGGCUGCAGCGGUUUGCAGACUUCCUUCAACAGUGUCUGGUAGCCAAGGCUGAGAUUGUCGAUCUCAACAUUCUGGAUGAUAUACGAGAGAUCAACCGAAUGGUUGCUCGACUACCAGAUCAUAUCGUCCAUAGAUGGAAUCGCUCGGUGGCACAGACAAAAAGGGAGCGACUUUGUUAUCCUAGGUUUGCUGACUUCGUUUCUUUCAUUGGGAACGAAGCAGACAUUGCUAAUGAUCCUCUGCUCACUGUGGAUGUUGGCAAGACUAGAGAGAGAAAACAGGAAACCGCAGUCUCAAAACGGGUAACCCUCUCUACGUCUGGCUCAACUUCACAGAAGCAAUGUCUGUUGUGCAAGAGACAAAAUCAUUCCCUGAAUGACUGUCGGGAAUUCCUUCGGAAAGACAUGUCCCAGAGAAAGGAUUUCAUCAAAAAUGAAAGACUUUGCUAUGGCUGUCUUGAAAAAGGCCAUAUGUCUAAAUAUUGCCAAAGCAGACUGGUCUGCAAGAAGUGCAGUAAAAGGCAUCCAAGCUGCCUUCAUGAGGACCAAAGAGAUUCGAACAAGGCCAACUUGGCAUCAAGCCAACCGAAGGAAGCUCAAACCGCAUCGACCUCAAAUCCUCAAGCUGUAACGCACAAAGUACAAGGCGAUGAACGUAGUGACCUUACAUCAAUGAUUGUGCCUGUGUACCUUUCUAGUACAGAGAGGCCUGACAAGGAGGUUCUAGUGUAUGCACUACUAGACUCCAUGUCCAACACCACCUUCCUUUCCGAAGAUGUCGGCCAAGACCUGGACGUACAAUCCCAGCCUGCCACAUUGUCGUUGACAACUUUGACAGAUGAGAUAUCGAUCUCAACCUUCAAGUAUGACAAUCUUCGUGUCAGAGUCCGAGGCCAAAAUGGUGAGCCGUAUGCUGUCCAAACAGACCUUGGUUGGAGUAUUGUUGGAGGUCAGUCUGACUUGUCCAACAGCUUCGAUUCGUUUGGCCACACAUACAGGACAGUCAGCAUGAAGGUAGAGGCCCCGAUCGAUAUCAAGAAGGUGACAUUCGCUUACCAGUCUCCCUUAAAGGAAGCGACUGCAUCGGAUUUCCUUCAGCUCAUGGAAAGGGACUUCCAAGAAGCUGAACAAGCUGAUGCAAUGUCACAAAAUGACAAAAAAUUCAUUCAAGUUGUCACCGAAGGUUUACGCCAGAGAGAGGAUGGGUUCUAUGAGAUGCCUCUUCCAUUCAAGAAAGGACCGCCAUCUCUUCCGAACAAUCGACAGGCUGCUUUGGGUCGAUUAGCAGGUCUCAAGAAACAGUUCCUGAAGAAACCUGAAUAUCACAGUCACUACAAGGUAUUCAUGAAGGAGAUCUUGGCACGCGGUGAUGCAGAGAUGGUCGGUGAUAGUAGUGACAAAGGCUUGUGGUAUAUUCCUCACCAUGGGGUAUAUCACCCUAAGAAGCCUGGCAAGGUCAGGGUUGUAUUCGAUUGUAGCGCCAGGUAUCUUGGGACAAGCCUCAAUGACCAUCUCCUGCAAGGCCCUGACUUGAUUAAUCCUCUCAUCGGUGUCCUGUUGAGAUUUCGCCAAGGUCCUGUGGCAUUCAUGUGCGAUGUGGAGAAGAUGUACCACCAGUUUAAGGUUGCAGAUCCACAUCAAAACUAUCUGCGUUUCUUGUGGUGGGAGGAUGGGGAUCUCUCCAAGACCCCAGUAGAUCAUAGGAUGAAGGUCCACCUCUUUGGGGCAACCUCAUCUCCGGGCUGUGCCAACUUUGGCUUAAAACAGAUUGCGGAGGACCACAAGAAACUCGGUGACCGUGCAGCCAACUUCCUCAAGAGGAACUUUUAUGUCGAUGAUGGCCUAAAAAGCAUGUCUUCUGAACAGGAAGCAGCUGUGCUAAUCAAGGACGCAACUCAAAUGUGUGCUAAAGGCAAUCUACGUCUGCACAAAUUUGUGUGCAAUAGCAAGGACGUAACCAGCACCAUUCCAAAAUCGGAACGUGCCACUGUCACGAAUGCAAGUGUUCAGCUAGGUGAACAAACCUCACCAAUCGAAAGAGCUCUUGGGCUUCAGUGGUGCGUCAGUUCUGAUGAGUUCUGCUUCCGACUUACUCUGAAGGAUCAACCCCUCACUCGACGAGGUAUUCUAGCUACAGUUGCGUCUGUAUAUGAUCCCCUUGGUCUCAUUGCACCAGUUGUCCUUGCUGGCAGAAUGAUUCUGCAGGAAAUGUGCAAACAAAAGAUGGAUUGGGAUCAUCCCGUUCCUGACUAUCUUCGGACAAGAUGGGAAAUAUGGAGACAGGAGAUCCUGAAGCUAGAAACUGCAAAGAUUCCUCGCUGCUUCCAGCCCAAAGAUUUCGGAGAGGCUGAGGAAGUGGAAUUGCACCACUUCUCAGAUGCCUCAUUAUCUGGAUAUGGACAAUGUUCAUAUGUCAGAUUACGAAAUCAAAGGGGACAAGUCCACUGCUCUCUUGCCAUGGCAAAGGCGAGAGUAGCACCGCUCAAGCAGUCUACCGUCCCCAGACUGGAGCUUCAGGCAGCAACCUUAUCUGCCAAGGUUGCAAAAAUACUGAAUAAGGAGCUAGACUACAGCUCAGUCAAGAAUAUCUUCUGGACCGACUCCAAGGUUGUUCUGGGUUACCUGUACAACCAGUCUAAGCGCUUCCACAUGUUCGUUGCGAACAGAGUGGAUUGUAUUCUGAGAACCACAAGUUGUAGUCAGUGGAAUUAUGUUACUAGCGGUGAUAAUCCAGCUGACUACGCAUCACGUGGACUGACAACAGAGGAACUUCUUUCGUCAAACUGGUUAGGAGGACCAGACUUCCUUUGGGAAAGUGAAGUUGCUAAGCAAGAUGUCACACUAGAGGUUUCUCCUGACGACGUUGAAGUGAAGUCUUCGACAGUACAUACAGUAAUGUCAAAGACCAAGAUUUCAACCUUUACGUCAUUUGAAGAUAGGUUGAACCGCUUCGCCAUGUUGGACAGCGCUAUUAGAGCGGUAGCUGUACUAGUGAGGUGUUGUUACAGGCGCAAGGGACAUGACAUAGAUGAUGUUGAGAUCAAAAGAGUCGCUGAGAGAAAUCUCCUGCAUGCUGUCCAGAAAGAAGCCUUCUGUGAUGAAAGACAGCAAAUCAAAUCUGACAAACAUGCUGUGUCAAAAUCUAGCCGCCUGAGUCAAUUAGAUCCAUUUCUUGACAAACAAGACCUCCUACGGGUGGGAGGACGCAUGAAGAGGUCUGAAAUGGUGUAUGGAGUUAAGCACCCUAUUAUCCUUCCGAAGGGUAGUAGACUUUCCAUGCUUGUCGCACUUCACUAUCAUGCGAAGAUUUCUCACCAAGGUAGAAAUAUGACCAUCAACGCAAUCAGAUCAAGUGGAUACUGGAUCAUCGGUUGCAGAAGCAUUGUCUCAUCUCUGAUCGGCACAUGCACCCAUUGCAUUAGACUAAGAGGCAAGUUGGGUGGACAGAAGAUGGCUGACCUUCCAUGUGAACGACUUGAGCCAUCGCCCCCUUUCACUUAUUGCGGUCUGGACUGUUUUGGUCCAUUUGUAAUCAAAGAAGGGCGCAAAGAGCUCAAGCGCUAUGGCCUCAUCCUGACAUGCAUGGCAAUGAGAGCCAUUCAUGUGGAAGUAUUGGAUGACAUGUCAUCCGAUGCAUUCAUCAACGGACUGAGAUGUUUCAUUGCUAUUCGAGGAAACGUAAGGCGGAUUCAGUGUGACCAGGGCUCCAAUUUUGUUGGAGCCAAGCAUGAACUGAAACAAGCUCUCCGUGAGAUGGAUGCGGACCAUGUCGCCCGCAAUCUUCUGGAGCAGAACUGUGAGUUCAAAAUGAAUCCUCCUUCCUCUAGCCAUAUGGGAGGUGUAUGGGAGAGACAAAUCAGAAAUGUGCGCAAUGUUCUCAAUGGAUUAUUGGAACAGUGCGGAACGCAGUUGAAUGUCUCCUCUCUACGGACAUUUCUCUAUGAGGCCAUGGCUAUCGUAAACAGCCGUCCAUUGAGUGUGGAUAACCUGGAAAGUCCUGAUGGUCCUCUUCCGUUGACUCCCAAUCAUGUUCUGACCAUGAAAUCCGGUCUUAUACUGCCUCCACCUGGAAGCUUUGAAAGGGAGGACAUCUAUCUCCGCAAAAGAUGGCGUCGAGUCCAAUACUUGACACAGUUGUUCUGGACACGAUGGCAGAAGGAGUACCUGCACACGCUUCAACCAAGAAAAACUUGGACUGAAAAGAAGACCAAUGUGCACGUAGACGACAUAGUACUCUUGAAAGAUGAAGCCAUUUGUCGGACAGAUUGGAGAGUUGCGAGAGUCAUGGAAACAAUGUCCAGUGAUGAUGGUCUAGUCCGGAAGGUGCGACUUCUCAUGGCGACCCCAGACUUGGACAAAAAAGGUAAGCCAGUAAAUAAGAGGACAACUCUUGAAAGGCCAGUACACAAACUGGUAGUUUUGAUCCGCAGCACCGACAAGGCGAUUGAAGACUAA